GGAUGGCACCGGUUCAUGGUAUAAAGCUAUGCUUCGCUUUCUCUCGGACUUUUUUGUUUCUUUCUCCCAACAACUCGAAAUACGGUAUUGUUUACUCGCAGUCCGUCAACACGCGAUCGUCUCUCGAUACCGGGAUUAUUGGACCCCAGUCUCCCCCCGAAGUAUAGAUGGCGAUAUCGAUGUCGUCCAACCCCCUCCGAAACCACUCGCACGUUUACACGAUUGCUUUAUCGCAGCCCAUCCACAGACCUAGUAAUAAUUCUAAAUCAAAUUAUAAUUAUUAUUGAAGACAUCCGUUUCAACAUGGCUAUCGAAUUGCUUCCGAUCACCACUGCUGAAAUCCCCGCCGCCGUAGCGUGCAUCCAGAGGGCCUUUGCUGACGAUCCGUAUUUCCAAUGGAUUUUCAAUAUGUCCAAGUUAAACAUCCACCGCAACGCAGCCUCUCUCUCCGCCCACCUCCGCUACGGCAUCAACUGCAAAGCCCCCAUCUACGUCGCCAAAUACACCCCCGACCCAGACCAAAAGAUCCCAAUCCCCAUCCUCACGCCCAAAAUCGUAGGCGUCUGCUGGUGGUUCCCGCCCCACCCACCUACCAAACCCGAGAGCUGGACCGAAUGGACGCAGGAAUGGAUACUCUCUUUCCGCCAGUUCCUGUUUAACGUCCGCUACUUUGGUCGCGGGGGUUUGAAUCUGCGUCGGUAUUAUAUUUGGAAGGAUGUGCAGAGGGAGACGCAUGAUGAGGUGUGGGUUGAUCCGCGGGGGUAUUACUUUUGUAAUGUGAUUGCAGUCGAUUCGGAGAUGAGGGGGAUGGGUGUUGGACGGAUGUUGGUGGAUGUUGUUACGGAGAGGGCGGAUCGGGAGGGGAUUCCGUGUUAUUUGGAGAGUUCAAAGGGGAUGCCUAACUUGAGGAUAUACGAGAAGCUUGGGUUUGACUUGGUCAAGGAGAUUGAGUGUGUUGAUGAGCGGGAUGCGUGCAAGUUGUAUUGCAUGACAAGACAGCCAACACUCAAAGUUUAG
Molecule: messenger RNA, 1017 nt
Organism: Aspergillus glaucus CBS 516.65
Lineage: Eukaryota; Fungi; Ascomycota; Eurotiomycetes; Eurotiales; Aspergillaceae
Product: GNAT family N-acetyltransferase
Exons: 3
Coding region: 304-1017 (237 amino acids)
Molecular function (GO): acyltransferase activity, transferring groups other than amino-acyl groups
Source: RefSeq, a predicted model, not a curated record